Molecule: messenger RNA, 612 nt
Organism: Rhopilema esculentum
Lineage: Eukaryota; Metazoa; Cnidaria; Scyphozoa; Rhizostomeae; Rhizostomatidae
Source: RefSeq, a predicted model, not a curated record
AUGGACAGCCCUAUCGAAAUGCAAGAAUUGGAUAAAGCUCUUGCAAAUACCAAAUUAGGAAAAAGCCCAGGUCCUGACGGAAUCAUCCCUGAAGUACUUGUACAUGUUGGAAAUCGCUUGAGAGACUUCCAGCUUAUACUUUUCAACAUCUUCUGGACAACAGAGGACUUUCCUCCUGACUUGAUAAAUCCAAAUAUCACCAUACUGUUCAAAGAGGGGGAUAGAAGCAUGUAUGGACAUUACAGAGGUAUAUCACUACCGUGCGUUGUGGGGAAACUGUUUGCGGAUAUCAUCCUGCAAAGAUUGCAACAGGUAGCGGAGUUUAUUUACCCUCAGUCGCAGUCAGGGGUAAAAAUCAGAUUUCGUUACGAUGGUGAUCUCUUUGACCUUAAAAAAGUUCUUGCAGAUUUCACCAGAGAGGCUCAAUAUGCUGAUGACAUGGCAAUUUUUAGCGACACAGCUCCUGGUUUGCAACUGCUUUUAACAGAAUAUUAUAGUCUUGCUCGGCAAAUGGGUCUGCGCAUCAACACUUCCAAUACAGAGACUAUGUGCAUUGGAACAAAUGCUGAUUUCUUCAUUGAUGAUGCAAAAUUGGCUAAUGUCUGGCUAUAA